Molecule: messenger RNA, 939 nt
Organism: Effrenium voratum
Lineage: Eukaryota; Dinophyceae; Suessiales; Symbiodiniaceae
Source: the annotation of a GenBank genome assembly
AUGCCGCAACUCGGACGCAACGACCUCAGAGUUGCAGCGGUGUGCGACGUCAAUACGGAAGCAGCUGCGCGUGCUGCCUGGCAGUAUGGCGCAGAUGAAGUCUAUGCCGACUAUCGCGACCUGAUUGCUCACAAGGGACUUGAUGCCAUCGGCAUGGCGGUGGGGCCGGACCUUCACCAUGUUGCCUCAAUCGAAGCUCUGAAGCAGGGCCUUCCAGUUUUCCUGGAAAAGCCGCCUGCAAAAAAUGCGGGCGACACGGCGGAUAUUGCUUCGGCAUCCGACAAAUAUGGAAAACCUGUUCUGCUCGGGUUCAUGAAACGGUAUUCGACCGGCAACAGAAUUGCCGGCAACUAUUUGAAAAGCGGCAAUUUUGGAGAUGUUCUGGGUGUCUCGGGAACCUACAUGACCGCCCCAACCUAUUUUGCCGGUGAAGUCGAUUUUUCAGGCUUCUAUCUCCAUCACUGUGUCCACUACAUGGACCUGAUUCCCUGGUUUGCCGGUUCGGACUUUACCGACAUGGCACUUCGCAAGAAUGAGCCCAAGCCCGGCCACCUUCUCUUCCAUCUCAAUUUUGAAUGCGGAAACGGGGUCAUCGGGACAGUCAUUAUGGGAACUGUUCAAUCACGCGGCACACCGAUGGAAUUUAUCCAGAUCAUGGGUGACCAUGUUCGUCUCGAAGUGGACAACAUCAUCAAUGUGGCCUGCUAUCGCGAUCCGCCCUUCAAGGCAGAAGACCCUGCAGCAACAUUGCUAGUUGGCGCGGACACCCUGUCCUGGACACCAAAUUUCACCGCCGCCGCAAACGAGGACCACAAAGGCUACAACGCGCUCAUCGCAGACGUCGCAAAUGCGUUGAAAGGAGGCCCGUCGAACGCCCCGGAUAUCAGGGACGGUGUGCGGGCAAUGGUAAAUCUGGAGCGCAUGAUUGCUCUCAUUUGA